AUGGAGGAGGAGAAAUUUAAGGACGAUGAUAUAAAAAUUAAUAUUGAGCCUAAUGACUCUACGAAUCCGGGGGGGUCAGAGGAAGGGGCAAGUGAGGGUGCUCGGCUUGGGUUCUCCGAAAGGCGAAGAAAGGAAAAGGUGGGGGGGAAUAUCCGGAGGUCAAAUGGUCGGAGGCCCGGGCUUGGGAAUUAUAUGGUGAUUGGCCCUAUAUCCCUUCUAUUUGGUGGAAUGAGGUUCUGACGAUGAUUAGAGGAUCAUGAAGUAUGGGACUGGGUUUGACAGAGGGCUACAGAUUGUUGGCUGCUUGGCUUCUGUUAUUAGUGGGGCUGUCUUGUAAGCUUCCGGCCCAUGACUGGAGCGGAAACGGGCUGACAUAAAGUGAUGGGAUAGCCCGAUUAUGACUGUCUUCUUUGGGCAAAUUGUGGAUAACUUCGCAGAGUACUUUCAGGAGGGCUCGGGCGUCACGGUGGAGGAUUUUAAGAGAAGGAUUAAUUCGCUUUCGUGAGUUUUUUUUCAACCCCCUUUCAGAGAGCAAGUCCUUUUCUGAUCGAACGCGCUAGUCUGAUCUUUGUCUAUCUGUUUUUGGGCAAAUUUGCGACGGGUUAUAUCUCUAUGGCAGGUGGAAUCGGAGGGAGUGGUUGUUGGGAUUCAGCUAACACUAGUCGUAUGUCAAGGUUUGUUUUAGAUAUACUGCAGCACGCAUCUCAACUUUGAUCCGACAAGCCUAUCUCAGAUCAGUCUUCAGUCAAGAUCUCACUUUCUUCGAUAAGCUCGAGGAUCAGCCUAUUCCACAACCCCAACUGGACCUUCUGAAGGAACAAGACCUUCUCCCACCUACCAACAAUAAUGGGAGCCCGGGCACUAUCGCCAUAUGCAUCACUACCAUAACAUCACUAAUUCAGGGAGGCAUUGGUGAAAAGGUAGGAGGGAUUUUGCAAGCACUGGCUCAAAUGAUCUGUGGUUUUGCCAUUGCUUUUUCAAGGCAGUGGAGGCUAGCUGGUGUUUGCUCCACGGUGUUACCGGCAGUUGCUCUGACACAUAUACUGUGUUUGCCAGCCUUGGUCAAGUUUGAACAGAGGAUUGUUACCCAAGACGCCCGGGCGGCAGACGUGGCCGAGGAGGUAUUGGCGAGCAUCCGCACAACACAGAGUCUUAAUGCGCAUCAUAGAGCGGAGGAACGAUACAAGAAAAUCGUGGAUAUUGCCAAAGGCUUUGGGGUGAAAAAAGCCUUUGUCGACGCUUGUUCGACAGGAUUGAUUUACUUUCUUAUAUUUGCCUCGUACUCCCUGUGCUUUUUUUAUGGUGUACGCCUAUUCAAGGAUGGUAGUAUUCAGAACCCUGGGGUUAUUGUUACGUGGGUUUACAAUAUCCUUUAGCGAGCCUGUGUGAAAGGUGCUGAUAAUAUUUGCAUAGAGUUUAUUUCGCGAUAUCUUUUGGGGUGGCAGGAAUUCUCGGAAUGGCUAUGCCCAUCGCGGCGAUCUUCCGAGCGAGCGCAUCCUCGGUACUCAUCUUCAAAACGAUUGACCGGAAGCCGGUUAUUGACGCACUUUCUACCGACGGGCGUAAUCCGAAUGCUCUUCCACCUGGAGACCUGGCAUUGCACAAUGUGAAGUUUUCCUAUCCAGAGACGGGGAAGAGAAAAAGCGUUCAUGUUUUGGGCGGAACUCAGCACACAGCAGUAGGGGAGCCUGGAGAGGGUAUAUCUCUGAGGUUCCCCGCCGGAAAGACCACCGCUCUUGUUGGAAAGUCGGGUUGUGGUAAGUCUAGCAUUGUAGCACUCUUGGAAAGGUGGUACGAUCCCCAAGAAGGGAGCAUUACUAUCAGCGAUGUUGAUAUCAGGGAUUUAAAUUUGAGAAGGUGGAGAAGUCAGAUUGGACUUGUUAUCCAGGAGCCGUACCUGUUCAAUGGGUCAAUUUAUUUCAAUGUCGCCAAAGGGCUUGUGGGAACACAAUGGGAAAAUGAGGGUGAGGAGGUCAAGCGGGGAAUGGUUAUUGAAGCUUGCAAACAAGCAAAUGCCGCUGGGUUUAUCGAUAGAUUCCCUAAGGUUUAGUCAUUCCCGGGGUUGAUAUUCAGGUGGGGCUGAUACUAAUACUUCCAAUGGGUAGAGAUAUGACACCGAAGUGGGAAUUCAUGGUGUUAAGCUUUCUGGGGGUGGGUAAUACCUAUACCCCUCUCUUUGAAAUAAUACCACUAACAUUAGAGUGGGACAAAAGGUCAAAAACAACGAAUUGCUAUAGCACGCAGCAUAGUUUCAGAUCCUAAGAUACUGAUUUUGGAUGAAGCUACUAGCGCUGUUGAUCCGGAGAAUGAGAGGAUUGUCCAAAAUGCUCUCGACAAAGUUUCGAGAGGGCGCACGACAAUACUUAUUGCACAUAGAUUAUCCACAAUCAAGAAUGCCGACAAUAUAGUCGUAUUAGACUCAGGAAAUGUCGUGGAAUCCGGAACACAUCAAGAACUUCUGACUCGCCCGGAAGGGACUUACAGGCGGUUGAUUGAGGCUCAAUCAUUGCUGUUAGGCGAAGAACCAGAACCUAGUUCUCAGUUGGAAGCUCCUGAUCUAAUCUACGAAAGCUUUGAGGAAGCGGUAGUGUCGGGUCCUGCUGGUGCUAGCACGGGAGAAAAAGUCAAAAGACUGGGGGGAUGCAAGGCAAUUUCAAAGGUCUUAUGGGAGCAACGGAGACACUGGAUUCUGUUCGUGCUGGGGGUAAUUGGCGCUAUUGGAGCCGGUAAGAAUGUGCUUUUCAUGGCGCUGAGGGGCAUGUAUUGACUAGGUUCCAGGUGCUUGCAUUCCAAUAGGGUCGAUAUUUUUUGCUCUUGUUAUGGCCACAUUCACCUUCGUCGGGGAUUUGGAUGCAUUCGUUCGGCAAGGAUAUCACUGGAGUGCUGCGUAUCUGGUCCUGGGUGUUGGAGCUGGGAUAUGUCGGUGGUUGAUGGCAUGGAUGUUUCAAAUAAUCUCCUACGUAUUGUCCUCCCCCCUUAACUUCCUAUAGUGAAUUAACCUGUAAAUUAGAACGCUGGAAACCGCUAUCGUAGGGAAUACUUCCAUAAUAUUGUUCGCCAACGGAUUUCCUACUUUGAUAAGGAUGGGAACACUGCGGGUGCACUUACUUCUCAUACAAGUCAUGACCCCUCAGCCAUCCAGGACCUUUUGGGAGUGACGGUUGGAUUUGGAAUCAUGUCUGUGGUCACCAUAGCUGGCAGCUCCGCGUUGUCUCUGGCCCUUGGUUGGAAGAUGGCCAUAGUUUGCAUUUGCAGCGUAGUGCCCUUGCUUAUUGCUGCUGGAUACGUAAGGAUAAAAAUUGAGAUGGGCUUUGUUAAGGAUACAAUGAACGUUUUCGGAGACAGUGCAGCUUUUGCAACUGAGGCAGUAGGGGCAUAUAGGACUGUGUCAUCGCUGGUCAUGGAGGAGGAUAUUAGACGCCGGUAUGCAGAUAUGUUGGACGGCCAUGUUAAAAGGAUUCUGAAGAGAACUUUGUACUCUUCCGUACUCUAUUCUGCCUCGGAGUCACUUACCAUAUUAGCCACAGCUUUGUGCUUUUGGUACGGCGGUAAACUGAUGGCGAAGGGAGAAUACGGGAUGUUUCAAUUCUUCAUCGUUUAUAUGACCGUUGUUCAGGGGAGUGAGGCUGCAGGAAGCUUCUUUGGGCUGACUCCUAGUAAGUUAUAAGUCGAGUGAGUGGGUUUCAGUUGACUGCUAACUUGGCGGCAGAUGUUGCUACCGCUAUAAGGUCUAUCAGACGCAUGCUCAAACUGCGGGAGAAUCACCCAAAUCCCGGGGUUGAAAUGGACGGAGAUUCAGGAGGGGGUUACGAGAUUGAAUUCCAGGAUGUCUCAUUUGGAUACCCCGAGCGUGGAGGCCUGCUGUUUGAAGGCUUGAACUUAAAGAUUGAGAAGGGGCAAUUUGCCGCUAUCGUUGGCGCAUCGGGGUGUGGCAAAUCAACGCUUAUCAGUAUCUUAGAGAGGUUGAUAUUCUCUGUUGUUGUUGGUGGGGAGCGGGCUAACUGAGAUGUGAAGAUUCUACGAUAUCGACGCCGGCAGAGUCCUUAUAGACGGGAAAGAUAUCGCGGAUUUCGAUAUAGAAAGCUAUCGUAACUGCGUCUCACUGGUUGCUCAAGAGCCAAUUCUAUAUCAAGGUUAGUCGGUAGUAGGCUCCCGAUGUGAAUCCUCGAAAUUAACAGCUACAGGAACCAUAUCGUACAACGUUAAACUAGGAACCUCCGAGGACAAACCCGAAUCCGCCGUAAUCGAAGCAUGCAAAGAGGCCUACAUCCACGAUUUCAUCGCUUCCCUCCCCGAAGGUUUCCUUCCCCAAUUUCCCCGCAUAAACAGCAUAAAAGCUCACAGCCACAAUAGGGUAUAACACAAUAUGCGGCUCGAAAGGUAUAGGUCUUUCCGGCGGUCAAAAGCAACGUGUAGCAAUUGCUCGAGCCCUUAUACGUGAUCCAAAACUCCUGCUCUUGGACGAGGCAACGGCAAGUCUCGAUGCGGAGUCCGAAAAGAUGGUGCAAAAGGCCUUUGAAAAUGCUGCUGAAGGCAGGACCAUGGUAGUCGUGGCGCACGUUCGUCUCCCCACGCCCCUCACUCCUAUUUCCCCUACCUACCUACAUGAUGUCUUGCUGCGUGGAGGCUAAUAUAACCUCUGGCAUAUCCGAACUCUUGUGUAGCGAUUAUCGACGAUCCAAAAAGCAGAUGUGAUUUUCGUCCUUAGCGACGGCAAGAUUGUGGAGCAGGGGGAUCAUGCGAGUUUAGUGAAGAAGCGGGGUGUGUAUUGGCAGAUGGUAGGCAUUCCUGCUUCCUAGAGGAUUAAUUUGGUUUCGCGCAAGAGUACCCAGAUGCUGACCUGGUGUGGGGUAAUCCGGUAGUGUCUAUCGCAACUUUUGGACAAUUGAGUUGGAGUAGCAUUAACUAUAUAGUACUAGGGUGGGGGGCGGGGGGGAGAGCCUGCCGGAAGAGCUGAAAGAUUUUAUAUGAUGUGAAUAAUGUUCCUUUUCCUUGCCUUUGUUUCUCCCCUGCCGGCGGCGGACACCGGCAUUUUCCUAAUAUUUCUCACGGGCGAUUCAGUUUUAGCCAGACUAUUUUAUCAAGAGGAGGAGAGUAGAGGUUUAUUUAUUCAUCAUGUAUGGGAAUCCACAAGCAAUUAUGACAAAAUUGAAUUUGAACCACCG
Molecule: messenger RNA, 5165 nt
Organism: Tuber aestivum (summer truffle)
Lineage: Eukaryota; Fungi; Ascomycota; Pezizomycetes; Pezizales; Tuberaceae
Source: the annotation of a GenBank genome assembly